Molecule: messenger RNA, 553 nt
Organism: Gekko japonicus
Lineage: Eukaryota; Metazoa; Chordata; Lepidosauria; Squamata; Gekkonidae
Gene: TMEM218
Product: transmembrane protein 218
Exons: 4
Coding region: 70-420 (116 amino acids)
Source: RefSeq, a predicted model, not a curated record
AUUAAAAACUGGUAGCCGGGAAGCAGGCUUUUGUAGCCUGGCUGGGCCUGCCUGGGUUCAGGUACGAGGAUGCCCGGCACAGUGCUUGGAGUGGGGCCAGGAGUAUUCAUCUUAGCACUGCUCUGGGUAUUGGCCUUGUUGCUCUGCAUGUUGUUAUCCAGAGCGUCUGGACUCGCUAGGUUUUCUGUUAUUCUGGUUUUCUUGGCUGCUGUGAUCAUCACAUUGGUUCUACUGCUUUUUCCACGUGCUGGUGAGUUCCCCGAACCCGCUGCAGAAGUGAAGAUCGUGGACACCUUCUACGUCGGCCGUUACGUUCUGCUCGCCAUUUUAAGCGUGAUUUUCCUGGGAUCUUUGUUCUUGGUUUUGGUUCACCAUAUCAUGCAACCAGUGUAUGCCAAACCAAUGCGUUCCGGCUUGUGAGAGGACAGGCAAGCAAUUCGGCAAUGUUGCCCUGGCCUGGCGGAGACUGGAACAGGAAAGUCCUCAGCAAGAGUCAUGCCCUUCUAAGCCGAUUGAAGUCAGAUGAACUUAUAAAAAGGAUAGCACUCCUUAG